Messenger RNA from Agrilus planipennis (emerald ash borer), 1155 nucleotides. RefSeq names its product inhibitor of growth protein 4. Bases 275 to 1072 code for a protein of 265 amino acids. The transcript has 6 exons. Gene Ontology annotation, biological process: regulation of DNA-templated transcription. Gene Ontology annotation, cellular component: nucleus. The record is from RefSeq and is a predicted model, not a curated record. NCBI's taxonomy places the organism in Eukaryota, Metazoa, Arthropoda, Insecta, Coleoptera, Buprestidae.
GUUUAGGUUAAAUGACCUGACGUCGGUUGUUCAUUCACAUAAUGUGUUUAUAUUAUCAAUGUGUGUUUAUUUUUCAUUAGUAAUGUAGCAUUUAAGAACUAAACGGAGUUAUAAAAAUUAUAUUGUUUGUCGUUUUAUUAGGAACGUGUUGCGCUGAAAUUAAGAUAACUGGGAGUUUUGCAGUUAAACAGACAUUAAUAAAUAGGUAUAUAGUUAUCUGAAGAGAGAAUAAUAUCAGCACCUUAAUUUGCAACCAAUUGUAUUACAUAGCGCAAUGACUUCGGCUUUGUACUUGGAGCAUUAUUUAGACAGUUUGGAACAUUUACCCAUAGAAUUACAACGAAAUUUUACCCUAAUGAGAGACUUGGAUACAAGGGCCCAAGGUUUAAUGAAGAAUAUUGACUCAUUAGCUGAUAAUUAUCUGCGAAAUCAGAAAAAUUUAAUACCAGAAGAAAAGAAAGAAGAGCUAGAUAAAAUACAAAGUCUCUUCAACAAAGCCAAGGAAUAUGGCGAUGAUAAAGUACAGUUAGCAAUACAGACUUACGAAUUAGUUGACAAACAUAUAAGAAGAUUAGAUUCAGAUUUAGCAAGAUUUGAAGCUGAAAUUCAAGAUAAAGCAAUCAGCCAAUCUAGAAAUCAAGAAGAAAAUUCUGUUGGUAAAAAAGGAAGGAAGAAAAUUAAAGAUGUUAAAGAUAAUAAGAAAAAGCGGUCAGGGAAUUCGAGUGAAGAAGAUUCAACUGGUACAGGAAGAGGAAUAAAAAAGAAAAAACAAAAAGGUUCAAGUACUAUAUCUGCCAUCAGUGGUGGAACAGUUUCUGUUACAAAAGCUGCAGAUGCAGUUUUGCCAGCACUUGCAGGAAUUGCGCACCCUAGUGAUGUUUUGGACAUGCCAGUAGAUCCUAAUGAACCUACAUAUUGUCUUUGCCACCAAGUGUCUUAUGGAGAGAUGAUUGGCUGUGAUAAUCCAGAUUGUCCAAUUGAAUGGUUUCAUUUUGCUUGUGUUGGUUUAACAACAAAACCAAAAGGUAAAUGGUAUUGUCCAAAAUGUACUCAAGAUAGAAAAAAGAAAUAAGCAGUUAAAGGCAAUCAUUCCACCUAAUUUAUACAAACUAAAUUUCUAUUUAUAACUUUUUUAUUUUGAUUAAACAUGUAUUU